Messenger RNA from Peronospora matthiolae, 627 nucleotides. NCBI's taxonomy places the organism in Eukaryota, Oomycota, Peronosporomycetes, Peronosporales, Peronosporaceae. The record is from the annotation of a GenBank genome assembly.
AUGAAGCAGUGGCCACUGCCUCGUGAACAGGUCACAGCGAUCGACAAGUUCUUUGCCGAUCGCUUAGCGGAUGGUCAUGUGCGGGAACCAACUUCCCCACAUAGCUCUCCAACCUUCUGUGUGCGAAAAGCAACAGGAGGGUGGUGGAUAGUGCAUGUAUUUAACAAGUUGAAUGAUGCAACGGUACCGGCUCAGACGCCGAUACCGAGGAAAGACGUGGUCAUCGAUGGUGUGUCAAAGAGUACCAUCUUUUCGUCCAUGUAUCUGACGGAUAGAUUCUAUCAGAUCCGCAUGCGUGGACGGGACAUGCCGUACAAAGCAGUGAGCACCCCCAGUGGUAUGAUCUGGGGGUGGCUAGUGAUGCCACAGGGGCUAAGUAAAGCCCCUGCAACGGUCAACAGGUGUGAUACGAAUCUGUUGCGACUGGUGCGUGACUUCGCGCCGAGUUACUUUGACGAUGUCUUCGUCCAUAGCCGGGCUAUGGAUGGAAAGACGGACGUGGAGAUUCACAAUUUCCACUUCCAGAAGGUUCUUACACUUAGGCGAGAGCGUAAGUUUGUUCGCGAACCUCAAGAAGUGUUUAUUCGCAGCGAACGAAAUACUACUUCUUGGCUGCAUCGUGGGUAA